AUGCUCAGGCAGAAAACCUCAGGAGAUGCAUUGAGAGAUGAGUUCCCACACCUGAGGAUUGUGCUUGUUGGGAAAACUGGAGUUGGGAAGAGUGCAUCAGGAAACACCAUCUUAGGAAAAACAGCCUUUGAGUCUGUAACUUCUUUUUCUUCAUCAGUAGUUGGGUGUCGCAAAGUAACAGGGCAGGUGGAUGGUCACAUCGUGGAUGUAGUUGACACUCCGGGUCUGUUUGACACCCUACUGACUCAGGAGCAGGUGAAGACGGAGAUCGUUAAAUGCGUCUCCUUUAUUGCUCCCGGUCCUCACGUGUUCCUGGUUGUGAUCCAGAUCGGCAGGUUUACAAAAGCAGAAGAAGAAACGAUGAAAAUCCUUCAGAAGAUAUUUGGAGUGGAUGCAGGCUGUUACACCAUAGUCUUGUUCACGUAUGGAGACAAUCUGCCAAACGGAGUCGACAUCGACAAAUCAAUCAGUGGAAAUCGGCCUCUGCAUCGCUUCAUCAAUCAGUGCGGAGGAAGAUAUCAUGUUUUUAACAACAAGAGUGAGGAUCGCUCUCAGGUCAAAGAGCUGCUGAAGAAGAUCAACACCAUGGUUCAGACAAAUGGAGCAACAUACUACACCAAUGACAUGCUGCAGGAAGCUGAGAGAGCCAUCAGAGAAGAGAUGGAACGACUUCAGAGAGAAAAUCCAGACAUGGGAGAAGAAGAAGCGAGAAGUCGGGCACAGACGAAGAACAAGAUCCUGAGGGCUGCUGGGAUAGGAGCGGGCCUCGGGAGCAUUUUAGGUCCAGUGGGAGCAGCACUGGGAGCAGCACUGGGAGCAGCAGUCGUAGCAGCAAAGGAGAAAAAAUGUGUCACACAAUAAAAUAAAGAACGUUUGAUCACAUUUUGAUAAUUAUUGGUCAUUAAUGGCACACACAAGACCUGUUAGUCCACGGUAGUUUAUCAUAUUGUGUAAUGCGUCAUCUAAGAGCUGUAUAACAUGAGCCUGUAUACACACGAUCUCCUGAACAUCUUUGGUUCCUGGGUGACGAGCUUUUUCCUCCAUUGCUUAAAUAAAACAUUUUCCUGAAUUUUCUAUAUUUAACACAAACCUUUGAUCCAUCUGACUCAUGCUGGUCCAGGUCUCAGGGACAGAGUCUGGUCUGUACAGAGACUGCCACACCUCUCUAUCCCAGCUACAUCCUCCUGAUGGUCUGGAGGAAAAGCUGCAGCAUCCCCAAGCUAGCUGAGAUGGACUUCCAUGACCUCCUCCCAGUCGGACAUGCCCAGACCUUAGAGAGCAGGCUGGAUUAGCAGCAGCUUUGCUCAGGACGAGCUCGGAGGUUCUGACAUGGUCUCCAGUCACAAACUGAUUAAAAAUAAAAUACUGUUCACAAAUGCAAAGUUUGAAAACAAUAUUUUCUUUAACUUUAAAGUAUAAUAAAU
Messenger RNA from Neolamprologus brichardi, 1424 nucleotides. NCBI's taxonomy places the organism in Eukaryota, Metazoa, Chordata, Actinopteri, Cichliformes, Cichlidae. The record is from RefSeq and is a predicted model, not a curated record.